Notolabrus celidotus (New Zealand spotty) is the source of this 4755-nucleotide messenger RNA. RefSeq names its product dynein, cytoplasmic 1, light intermediate chain 2 (gene dync1li2). The record is from RefSeq and is a predicted model, not a curated record. Gene Ontology annotation, molecular function: dynein heavy chain binding. NCBI's taxonomy places the organism in Eukaryota, Metazoa, Chordata, Actinopteri, Labriformes, Labridae. Bases 57 to 1553 code for a protein of 498 amino acids. Gene Ontology annotation, cellular component: centrosome; cytoplasmic dynein complex. Gene Ontology annotation, biological process: microtubule-based movement; microtubule cytoskeleton organization. The transcript has 13 exons.
AGUGCAGCCCUAGAAGCAGCAGGGCCUUCUCGCCUUUGUGGUUACAGAAAGAGAAGAUGGCUCCCGUUCUGGAGAAACAGCUCCCGGGCGCAGCCGGGGCAGGCGACAAUAACAACGAGGAAGAAGAAGGACAAAACCUCUGGACCUCCAUACUGAGUGAAGUUUCAACAACAUCAAGUUCAAAGUUGCCAUCAGGAAAAAACAUCCUGAUAUUUGGUGAGGAUGGAUCGGGCAAAACGUCACUCAUGACCAAACUUCAAGGAGUUGAACACAACAAGAAAGGACGGGGACUGGAGUAUCUGUACCUAAAUGUGCACGAUGAGGACAGAGACGACCUCACCCGGUGUAACGUGUGGAUCCUGGAUGGAGACGUUUAUCACAAAGGCCUUCUCAAGUUUGCUGUUUCAGCUCAGUCACUACCUGACUGUCUAGCUGUGUUUGUAGCGGACAUGUCACGGCCCUGGACCAUUAUGGAGUCGCUGCAGAAGUGGGCAAGUGUUCUACGUGACCAUGUGGACAAGCUCAAGAUGGCACCUGAGGACAUGAGAGAAUUGGAGCAGAAGAUUGUUAAAGCAUUUCAAGAGUAUGCAGAACCAGAAGAGGCCACCCAACCCUCCCCGCAGAGACGACCUCUAGCAGCAGGAGAGGACGAGGCUGUUGUGCUACCACUCGGGGACAACACACUCACACAUAACCUGGGCAUUCCAGUGCUAAUAGUUUGCACAAAGUGUGACGCAGUCGGCGUACUAGAGAAGGAGCAUGACUACAGAGAAGAGCACUUUGAUUUUAUCCAGUCCCACAUCAGGAGAUUUUGCUUACAGUAUGGAGCUGGCCUGAUCUACACGUCAGUGAAAGAGGAGAAGAACCUGGAUCUGCUUUACAAAUAUAUAGUUCAUAAGAUGUACGAGUUCCAGUUCACCACAUCUGCCUUAGUGGUGGAGAAGGACGCAGUGUUCAUUCCGUCUGGAUGGGAUAAUGAGAAGAAAAUUGGGAUUUUGCAUGAAAACAUUACAACAGUCAGGCCUGAAGAUCCAUUUGAGGAUUUCAUCUCAAAGCCUCCAGUCAGAAAGCUGGUUCAUGACAAAGAGAUAAAUGCAGAGGAUGAGCAGGUAUUCCUGAUGAAGCAGCAGUCUUUGUUAGCAAAGCAGCCAGCCACACCAACAAGAGGAGCAACAGAGUCUCCAGGGCGGACAGCCUCAGGAUCUCCACGGCCUGCAGGUCGCGCUGGCCAACCCACAGUGGCCAGCAACUCACCGAUGGCUGCAGUCAAAAAGCCGGACCCCAACAUGAAAGCGGGAGCUGCCAACGAGGGAGUGCUGGCUAACUUCUUCAACAGUCUGUUGAGUAAAAAGACUGGAUCCCCAGGAGGCCCAGGAAGCCCAGGAAGCCCAGGAAGUGGAGCAGUUGGAGCCGGAGUGCAAGGGUCUGCCAAGAAAACAGGGCAGAAGCCGGGUUUGACUGACGUCCAGGCCGAGUUGGACCGGAUGACUCGCAAACAAGACUCCUUGGUUUCAGCUAACAACAUACCACCGCCGACGGAGAACGAAGCGUGAAGGCAACAAAAACAGCUGCAUCGUCCACUGCAUUAUUACUCUGGAAAACAAAAAACAUGCACAUGUGAGCAUAAAAAAAAAAAGACUAAAAUUCCCAACGUCUAUAUCAGUCAGCACACGUGGUGGUUUAACCAAAACGAGUUUCAGAUGCUAUCAGAUAUUUUUGGAGUUCUGGUGAUGAGGGGAGAGUGAAAGAAGAGAUGUGGAGGUGUUAAUGAGAUGAUAAGUGCUAAAGGCUCGGCUUUAUUUCUGGCCUCUCUUCCACUGAUGUGUUAUUCUAUGAGGGAUGUCAGUGAAUGGAAACGUGUGCACACUCCCUGGCAGUGCCGGGCUGCAGGUCCUCCGUGUUUCUGGGAUAAAGCUCCCUCUCCUGAUGGUGGAAAUAUCCGAGCUCCUGCGGCCUUUAGUUCAGCUUGUCUUGUUGGAAGGAAUUUGGUUGCAAUUGGAAAGGUAUUUAAACUUUAUAUAUAUUAAUUGAACAUAACUAAAAAUACUUGCAAACACAUGUAGUAUGUAAAAAAAAAAUGUUGGAUAUGAUACUGAUGUAUUUAUACAAAGUUCCUCCUCUUUAUUUUAUUCUGUGCAUCAUUCAUUGGUUUAAGGAAACUUUCGACUGUAUCGCAUAACAUGUUAAAACGCCACUGACGUCAUGACACUAAUAUGACCGGUCCACAUCGCUGAUAGCAUAUCAUAUCAUUUACCCAAGUCAUCUCGAAGGAUUCUGUAAAUAUAAGUACAAACAAAUCUAUUCAGGUUAACUUGAUUUUGUAUAAAAAUGCAAUUCUGUCCAAAUCUGAGAAUAGCGUCUUUGACUAAAUGAGAGUGGUUGGGAAUUGACAGGCUUAGAGGCUGCAACAGAAUCGCUUCUUUUGCUACAAGUGUGUAUAUUUGGGGAGGGGGUUGGGCAGCAUCUUUCCUACUAUAACUCCUAAGUGCCUCGCACAGUUAGCUGUUUAUGUCAUAGUAGAGGUGCUCGUCUACAUAAGAGGAUAUGCACUGUAGCAUCAUCGGUUUAGAGGUUCUUGUCCUGUUUCUUUUUUUUUUUUUUGUCAUCCAAAUAAUUUAUUUUGUUUUACAUUCUUGUUAAUGUACAACAAACCUGUGGUCUCGUUAUUUUCCAGAAAUAAGAUUUCUGUGGCCUCGUUGAUCAUGUUCAAUAGAGCAAUAGAUUGAAUGAUUUCUUACAAACUGUAAAGGCUGCUGAUAUAUUAAGAAACUAAAACAACCACGUGUUGGAACUUUGGGUCCCCCUCGACGAACAUGGAACGUGGGUGAAACCACUCGUUUGCAGCCAAAAAGACACGACGAUGUGCUGUGGUUUGAACAAAAAUGACAUAUUGUAUCCUGCAGUUUUUGACAGCGCUGUCCUCUUUUGGUUUCACAUGUUUUAUCCACCCCACUGUGUUUUUGCAUGUCAGUUUAAAACAUUCCCAGUUUCUACAUGUAGUAGUUGUAGAAACUCGUCCCCUGUCAGGUCUUUUUAGUUCUUCUCUUCAGUGCCCAUUCAAAAUGACAACCUUUGCCUUCAAUGUACAGCUAACUGUGUUUCACGCCGGGCACCCUGCCUUCACAGGAACGCUCCUAAUUAAUUUCCUUAAGGGGUUGCUUAAUUGUCUUAUGUAACUGUUUUUUUUUUAUUAUGAUACUGCACCAUAUCAGAAAUCUGUAAUAUUAUGGUUUCAUGACGCCAUAAUCAAAUUAAGUACGUGUACAUUAUCAUACGACUGUAUGCAAGGCCCUACUUAAUCCUAUGGAUAGUUUUCAUCAGUAGCUUUCACAGAGUUAAAUGCAAGUGUUGAAGAGAGCAGCUAAUUGCUAUCCAAACGAUAGCAAGCAAGGAAAACUGGAGUGAAUUGGAACAAUGAACCAAAGAUGCAUAUUAGUCACUACGCUCUGCUUUUAGAGUCUGCAGUCAUCCAUAAGAUUAACCAGCGGCCGUUUGUCACGUCCCACUUUGCAUGGAGCCCUCGCAUUCCACAUUUCAGGCCUAACAUUGAGCUCUUAUCUUGAAAUGCGACCUAAAAAAAAAAAGGAGAGAUAAGCCUUACUCCACUCUGCUGUAUCUUCGGUUUGAGACAUCAGCUGCAGCUUGUAGUAAAUUCUCUAAAUUUGAAUCCAGCAAGGAGAUAACCGUGAGACCCGUUAUGUACUCAGUUUGCUUUAUGCAUGAUUUAUUUUCAUUCUCGGUUUCUUUUGAUCAAAAUAAGCUCUUAUUGUUUCAUUUCUUUCUGAUUCUGUCCUUUUUUGUGACUGGGUGGGUCACACCUGAGGGUCUACUGGGGACGUGGAUGAAGCACAAUUUUUAAGCACCCACUCAUGUUGGAGUAAGCACUUUUCCUCGGACAGUUUAAGAUACAGAAUGCAUCUUCUUCUUUCUUUGCCUUUGCCUUUUUUUUUAUUAGAAGAUUUAGUGUUUAACUCGAGCAGUUAACCUUCACUACGAACUUAAUUAUUUAUCUGCAUUUGCUGCUUCAGUUAUGUAAGCUGCCCCUGGUGGUUAACUAUGGAAUAACGUCUCUGUACCGGUGAUAUCGAUCAUUAAAAAUCACUCAUCUUGAAAUAUGAUGCUUUUGGGACAUCUUAAAGUAGAUCAACCAAAAACCAUGAUCCCUUCAUUUUCAGGGUUGUCUUUCUUGCCUAUAAACGUCUCAUUAUUCGUGUUUACAUCUUUAUUUGGCGUGUUAUGUUUGUCAUGAAUAUUUACAAUUAAAGAAGAAUUUGUAACGUCAUCUACCACCCUGAUAUUUCUUCUUAAACACGUCCACACUUGUUAUAAUUUGGCGUUUAUCUGAGUGGAAUGAAGUGCUCUCAUGCUGCUUGGUUUCUUUGUAAAGAUCGGACAUUGCUCCCACGAUUGAUCACUGAACAGACGUUGUUACUUUUGUACUUAAUCGUCAGAGGAAGCUACCGCCUCGUCACAUCCUAACUGAAUUGCCUUCGACCACUAUCGACAGUCUGCUUCUAUACGAGACUUUGAGCUUCUGCUUCCAGCCCUUUUUGUAUUCAGGAUAUCAAGACAUUGUAAGCACAUGGCUGGCUGCAUUUUUGUGUCCUGAUAUAAUUCAGAAGUUUGAUUGUAUGACUUUAACACAAUUCUGUAGCCUCUAAGCUGCCAUGUGGAUUCUUGCUUCUUACGCCGACAAAGAUAAGGAAAAUGUUUAUCAGACCCCUGGCUUCAAUAAAACCAAGAAUACAAACUUUG